ACUUUAGUGGAUUAUUUGAACAGUCUUUCGAAGAUAAGGACUGGUCGCCGGCUUAUUUAUGGCCUUUAGGUUUUAAAUUUCCGAUGAAUUACUGUAAGAUAUCAUCUUAAAUAAAAUGUUUUUUUUUUUUAGAACGUUGCGUCGAUGUGCAUCAGUGAAUGGUCCGACCAAUAUCAACAUUGCCAAAGUUAUGAUCACCAACGCACCUGGAAACGACUAAUCCAAUCUGAGAAAGUGGAAGAGCUGACAACUCCUGUACGACAACAACACAAAUUCAGUGUUGGCAGACGUCAGUGACAUUUGUCUGCCCAGUCAAAUAAUAACACACUCAUUGUCAGACAAUACAGUGCUGGUCAGUCAAACCCAACCUUCCUAAUCCAGAAACCGUCAAAGAGCUACGUUCUAGGGAAGAAACCCACGUGUGAGCUGCUGCCAGGGGCUCACAAGGUGGACAGAGAGUAUCAGGUACAGAAGGCCCUGUUCUCUGCUGGUUUCCCUGUGGCUCAGCCUCUCUUGCACUGCACUGAUGUUGAAGUCAUUGGAACAGAGUUCUACUUGAUGGAGCAUGUGAAGGGGUGUAUAUUCAGGGAUCUUUGUUUCCCUGGAAUAAGUCCAGCAGAGAGAACGACUCUAUAUGUGGCUGCAGUGGAAGUGUUGGCAAAGCUACACUCACUGGACCUGGCAUAGCUGAACCUUGAGGGGUAUGGUAGAAGACCAGGCUACUGCAAGAGACAGGUGUCCACCUGGACUAAGCAGUACACCACAGCAGCCCACAGAGGCAUUGCAGCCAUGAAUGAACUGUCUGAUUGGUUGAUGAAGAAUUUGCCAGCCAGUGACAAUGAGGUCACGCUUGUCCAUGGAGAUUUCCGACUGGAUAACUUGAUAUUCCAUCCAACAAAAGCAUGUGUGAUAGCAGUGUUGGACUGGGAGCUGUCUACCACUGGGCAGCCCCUGGUAGAUUUGGCGUACUUCUUAAUGCCUCACUACAUGCCCACAGGCCUCAACAUUAUCGGUACAAUGGGCAGCUUAAAAGAAAUAGAAGAUAUUCCAACCGUGGGUGAUCUGAUCUCCAUUUACUGCAGGUGCCAGGGAAUGCCAUCUGCUUUACCACAGCUGAAUUUCUAUCUGGCCUUGUCUGGUUUUAAAAUGGCAGGUAUUACCCAGGGAAUCCAUGCUCGCCACCUACUGGGUAAUGCUAGUGCACCCAGUGCAGCUCAGUUCAGCCAGUGUGUAGAGCCUUCAGCUAAGGUUGCCUUGCAGCUUGCACAUGCCAGGUCUCUCACAGGUCCAACAGAAGACAGACUGUUCCUCCAGACAGCUAAAAGUCAGGCUAUACACCAGCAGGUCAAAGACUCCAUGAGACAAUACAUGCUUCCUGCUCAGGAGGAAGGUACAGAGUACUACUCCAAACACGCUCAGUCUUCACAGAGGUGGCACCCCCCCCCCCAAAUAAUAGAGGAUCUAAAGGUAAAAGCCAGGGAGGCAGUGCUUUGGAACCUAUUCCUGCCUGCAGUCAGUGGUCUCAGUCAGUUGGCUUAUGCCUAUAUUGCAGAGGAAACUGGAUGCUGCCUCUCCGCCCCGAACUGCCAGGCUCCUGACACAGGAAAUGUGGAGGUGUUGCACAUGUUUGGCAGCAAUGAACAGAAAAGUGAAUGGCUGGAGCCUCUACUCAGAGCAGAGAUCCGCUCCUGUUUCUGUAUGACAGAUAUUUCACCUACAUCAUAGCAUGAUGUGGCUUCCAGUGAUGCAACCAAAAUGGAGUACACUCUUCAUAGGGAUGCCGACCACUACGUCAUAAAUGGCAAGAAAUGGUGGAUCACUGGUACUGGCAAUCCCCAAUGCAAAGUGGCCAUUGUGAUUUGCAGGAGCAGUUCUCAGGAUGUUAGCAGCAGAUCAGUAGAACAGCAUGGCCAACACGGUAUGAUCCUCAUACCCAACAUUCUUGGACAGAAAUAUAAUUUAUAAUUCUGAUUUCUCUCCUCUGUGAUUAUUCAUGGUAAUGGUCUCUGUUAUGUAUCUGGGUUCCUUCCCACUGUGCAUUCAUUUCCAGGAGAGGGCAGGGGAUUUGAGAUUGCCCAGGGUUGCCUGGGGCCUGGCAGGCUGUACCGCUGUAUGAGUGCUGUUGGCCUGGCAGAGUUGGCACUGGAGCUGCCAGUACCAACAUGUGAGUCAACAUCUACCCAGAGAUUCCUCCAACUUAAGUAUGUGUGUUAUCUGUGUGUCUAGGACGAUGUUGCUCACUGGAUGGCAGGGUGCCAUCUCAUGACUGAACAGACCCGCUUGUUGACUCUACAUGCUGAUGCACUGGAUACAGUGGGCAGCCGGGCUGCUCGCAAACUGACUGCUAUGAUCGAAGUGGCAGCAGCCAGGAUGACCUCUGCUAUACAGAUUUAUGGAGGUGCAGGUGUGUCACACACAUGAGAAUAAGCAUUGAAUAAAUCUUAUUUCUAUGUGCGGACGCUCAUUGCUGAUGGACCAGAUGAGGUGCACCUCUUCUCCACUGCUCAUUUAGAACUGAGGGAUCAGAAAGAACCCACAGGCCAAACUGUAAAGUAACCGUCAAACCAGCUUCACUAAAUUGCAAAUACUAUUACAUUGCCCUGCUCAGACUGUCAGUCACAUUUUUGCCAUAACAAAAUAAGUGUUACCAAAAUACACAAUGAAAAUUAAGGACAGUUUCUGAAUGUCACAACAUUAUA
This is a messenger RNA of Xiphias gladius (swordfish), 2699 nucleotides long. RefSeq names its product acyl-CoA dehydrogenase family, member 11 (gene acad11). Gene Ontology annotation, cellular component: mitochondrion. NCBI's taxonomy places the organism in Eukaryota, Metazoa, Chordata, Actinopteri, Istiophoriformes, Xiphiidae. The record is from RefSeq and is a predicted model, not a curated record. Gene Ontology annotation, molecular function: flavin adenine dinucleotide binding; oxidoreductase activity, acting on the CH-CH group of donors.